This is a messenger RNA of Phoenix dactylifera (date palm), 2130 nucleotides long. The record is from RefSeq and is a predicted model, not a curated record. NCBI's taxonomy places the organism in Eukaryota, Viridiplantae, Streptophyta, Magnoliopsida, Arecales, Arecaceae.
CUCUUCCCCUGUCGGUCUCGUUCUCUCCUCCCCGUCAAAUCUCUUCCUCUUUGUCUCUCUUCCCUCUCCUCUUCGUCUUUCCUCCUUCCACUACUGUAUCUUCAUUUCCGUCGCUUCUUUCAUGGUGAGGUCUGAAGAUUGGGGGUGAAGAAGUCUGUUCAGACGAGGACGAAAGCCUGCUUUCCUUUCCAGGUUUUGCCGGCCCAUGAAGACGGCGUUCGAGAGAGCAUCCGCCGCCGCCAGCGGCUGUGGCGGAGGAUUCUGGUCCGAGGCGGAGCGGGGCAUGGCGGUCGGCAUCCUCGGCCGCGAGGCCUUCGACUAUCUCGUCGCCAACCAGGCCUCCUUCGACGGCCUCACCACCCUCGGCCGCGUCGAUGCGGGCCUUCAGAGCAAGCUCCUUGACCUCGCCGAGGGCCCCCCCGACAGCCCGGGGCUUGGCUGGAACUACGUCAUCGUCUGGCAGAUUUCCCGUACACGGUCCGGCGAUCUCGUCCUCGUUUGGCGCGACGGCUGCUGCCGCGAGCCCCGAGCCGGCGAGCAGGGCUUCCAAAGCCGCCGGAACCUCCCCUACGCCGACGAAGGCGGCGGCGGCGGCCACCAGUGGAUGAAGAAGAUGGUGCUCAGGAAGCUGAAUCUCUUUUACGGCGGAUUCCAGGGCGACGACUCUGCCUUGGGGCUCGACUUUGUCACCGACGCCGAGAUGUUGUUCUUGGUGUCCAUGUUCUUCUCUUUUCCUCUGGGGAAGGGCGCCCCCGGCCGGGUCUUCGCAUCCGGUAAGCACCUCUGGAUCGAUACCCCUUCCAGCUACUGCUACCGGGGCUACCUUGCUAGCUCUGCGGGGUUCAACACCAUCGUUCUUCUGCCCUUUGAUACUGGAGUCCUUGAACUGGGCUCGCUGAGGCCGGUGGCGGAGAGCCCCGAGGUCUUGCAGAUGAUAAAGGCUGUGUUCUCCGGCACCGUUAAGGUGGGACCAAUGCCUAUAGCUGGGGGAAGGAGUGAUGGAAAUGGGCCCUCCGGCAAGCGGCCGGCCGAGGGGAACCUGAGGAUUUUUGGAAAGGAUCUGAAUCAGCGGCGCCCUCCCAGAAUGAGCGAGGGGAUUUCUGCGCCCACGCUAGCUGAUCGUUCGAGGAAUGGCCAGCCCGAGAGCGGCGGGGAUCGCGUGCUGUUUCCCAACGUUGCGAAGAGAAUGCAGAGCAUUAACCGGACAGAGGCCCCCAGCGUGACUGUUUAUCACCAGAAGACUCGCACCGGUGUCCUGAAAAUCACCAAGAAUAACAUUCAUCACACUAAUGCUGUCGGAGAGGAUCCAUUGCCGAAGAUACUCCAGCUCCAGCAGCAGCGGCAGCAGCCUGGGCAGAUUGAUUUCAGUGCAGGGCCGACUUUGAUGGCUGGAGCUCUGGUUAUCCAAGAGGGGGCGCGCUUGGAUGUGGAGGCUCCGGGCAGAGAAGACGCGGCCGGCCUGUCGAAUAUGCAGAAGCCAAGGAAAAGGGGGAGAAAGCCGGCGAAUGGGAUGGUGGAGCCACGGAACCAUGUGGAGGCUGAACGACAAAGGCGAGAAAAGCUGAACCAGCUUUUCUAUGCUUUGAGAUCGCUCGUGCCAAACGUUUCGAGGAUGGACAAGGCCUCCCUGCUUCAUCAUGCCGUGAAUUAUAUCACCGAUCUCCAGAAGAGGGUCAGGGAUAUGGAGUCGGAGAGGGACAACUUACCAAAAACUCACAAGCAAGGAAAGCAAACAAAUUGCCCUAAGAUCGAAGUCGAAGCUGGGAACGAUGUGGUGGUUGUGCGAGUGAGAUCUUCUCUGGAGACCCAUCCUAUGAAUAACCUGUUCCAAGCUUUCAAGGAGGCACGGGUAGGGGUCGUCGAAUCGAAGUUCUCGGCCGGAUUUGGUGUAGCGGUGCAUACAUUUGUGGUCAAAGCGCCGGGCUCCGAGGCGAAAAUGAAAGAGAAACUGGUUGCUGCUCUAUCUCGUGAAAUGAAUUUGACCAUAGAUGUCCGUGUGCAGGGUAGUGAGGUUUAGAUGAUGUAGCCGUGGAGAGGCAAGGAAGGAACAUGCCGAGUUAACCGUUCUAGUGUUAUUUGGAGUUGGAUCUUUAAUGCUUAAUGCUAUGUCAUCAUGUCGUUUAACUUUCA